AACGCGAGGCGCACGGCGCACAGCGUGGACUUGGAGAUGUCUUGGCAGUUACGCACGACGCCACGAUAAACACGAAAGCCUCUUUCAGACGGACAGGGCACUUUGAAGCCGAUCUGGAAUUACUUGCAACUUUUGAUUCGGAAACCACUUUUUUCCACCCUCGUGUCUUUUCAGUACGUUUUCCUCCUCGUUUCUUCCCUCUUUACAAUAUAUCAGCAACGGAUCUAAAUGACUUAUCUUUUUUAUUAUUUCCAUUAGAAGAACAGAAACGAUGUAAACCGCUUAGGGGGGAAACGAACUCAGUUGAGCAGUAUCUUUUUACAGAGUACAGACAGAGAGGAUGAUUCCGCCGGCCAGCACAAUUCAGGACGAAAGUGGGGGCAAAGAGGACGAACGGGACCAGAAUGAGACACCCAAAUCCCCGACGGCGAACGCCAGCCAGCAAGAAAGCAAGCUGCAAAGACUCAAACGUUCCCUGUCCUUCAAGACCAAGAGCAUCCGCAGCAAGAGCGCCGACAACUUCUUCCGGAACAGCAGCGAAAACAAGACGGAGCUCCUCUCUGACGUGAGCAGCAGCACGGGCCAUCUUUGCAACAUUGGGAUGGCCCCGCCGCACAGCACCAACCUCCCCAUUCCUCCAGUUCCUCCGGCUAUUCCCUGCGCACCUCCUCCCACGUCGCGCUCCCAACCACGCAACCCGAUGCAGUUAGACUCGGCGGGACACUGCUUCAUGGAGCACAUCUUUAAGAAGCCCACGUUCUGCGACGUCUGCAACCACAUGAUUGUAGGCACAACAGCCAAGCAUGUGGUGUUCCUGGCGGGAAACACGGCGAAGCACGGCCUCCGCUGCAAAGCCUGCAAGAUGAGCCUCCACCACAAGUGUGAGAACGGUGUUGGGCAGCAGCGUUGCAUGGGAAAACUGCCAAAAGGCUUUCGGCGGUACUACAGCUCUCCAUUACUGAUCCAGGAACAGUAUGGCUGCAUCAAAGAAGUCAUGCCUAUUGCCUGUGGCAAUAAGGUGGACCCCGUGUAUGAAGCCCUGAGGUUUGGCACAUCACUGGCACAAAGGACAAAGAGAGCCAGCGGUUCUGAAUCUCCACACAGAAACUCUACCAGUGAUUUGGAUAAGGUUCCAGAGGAAGUUGUGGCUCACAGCAGCAGGCAGGAGCUGUCGAGAAAACACAGCGAUGAUGUUUUUACGGUCAUUGAGAACGGGACAGAGCAGUACCACCACCCAGAAAGAAAACCCGACAGUUUGCAGAUGGAGCAGAGCAUGCUACAGAAAGACGUCCUCAAGCUCAACACGUAUGUGGCCUUGUACAGCUUCACCGCCCAGGAGAGCCACGACCUGGAGAUGAGAGCAGGAGACAGGAUCUUGGUGGCCGAUGACUCCAAUGAUGACUGGUGGAAGGGUGUAAUUGAGGACAGGAUCGGAUUCUUCCCAGCAGCCUUUGCCCAUCAACUGCGGGCUGGUGACCAAGUCUUCAGGUGUAACAGGACGUUCAUCGGCUGCAAGGAACAAGGCCAGACCACCCUGAAGGAGGGACAGAUCUGUGUGAGCAGCGAGGGCGAGCGCAGCGGCUUCAUCAGAGUGGAGAGUGGAAAGAAGAGGGGCUUCGUGCCCUGCGAUGUCCUGGAGAUCAUCUGAGACAAACUUUCAUAGAAAUGAAGACCGAGACGGAGAGAGUCAGAGACAGGAGAGAGAGAUCAGGACGAGCCACCUGGAGGGAGUUCACCCCAUCAGAAACUGGAGUUCGAACUCGUAAAAGCGGCGCUUGUUUUAUCAGCGCACCUUCCUCUUUGUUCCCUCUCAAUCAAAUAGAGAGAUGAGAUGAGAAACUGCUUUUUGUUUGCAAGGAGACGGGAGAUCACUGUGUCACUGGAUUUUAUUUAAAUUUAUCCUAGAUGGGGUUUGUUUUUUUAAAUUUCCCCUUAGUUUUAUCCAGCCUGUUUACUUUUUGAAAGCAGGGCUAACAUUUUAAGCCUAAAACACAAACACAUGCUUGAAUGAUUAUUUUUCAGUAUAUAAAUGGAAGUCCUUCAAAUAAUUUAGUUUCUCAUGCUUUUAUAUUAUGCUCCAAGCAAAAAUAGAGUAAAUGCAACAUAGUUUAAGCUGUAAGAUGGCUAUUUUGAAUGGCAGAGUGCACAGCACGGGAGGGCAAUGGAAAAUAAACUGAAAUGAACACGUACGAGGAACUUGUAUAAACUGUUUACUGCAAAAUUCGAUUAUUUAAGCCUCCAGUUUGUCCUUUGUCUCUCUACAGAUUCCUCCAAGAAAAGUAACAUGUGUUUCUCUUAUAACAGGUACGAAACAGCAAAGCGCAGGAAGUAAAAAAAAGUGCAUAAGGGAGUAAUUUCAAAAGAGUUUGAAAUUCUCUGUGGUCUUCCAAAAUAAUCGCCCGCACACUCCCAAGCUUCACUGUCCUUUCACCGUCUUUACUUUCAAGACUUGUCUCGAAAUUAUUAUUUUAUCCAUUGAUUUAUUAUUUUCUUUCAUUUUUCAUCAAAGAUUUACAGUAUGGCAGUAUAAUAGGAACAGAAUAGUGUUUUUCAAACCAUUUAAUGAUCACAAUGUGUUUGAUCUGCUGGGAAAGGCCUGUGGAGAAAACGUGUAACUAAAUGACACAUUUCUAGUUAGCGUGUUAACUUCAAAUGUGCUAACUGGUGUGCUUUUCCUCCUCCUCAGCACAGACUCUCAUGGCGGGACUUCAUAUUCAGUUUAUAGCCAAGUGCAUUUACAGCAAGCUGUUGCAUCAGAGUAGAUAUAGUAUAUCUGUUAAAGGCUGUUCUGCACUGAAACUUGGCUUUAUUGAAUGUCCAAGGAAGCUUUACUGUACAUAAUAUAUGUACAAAAAUAAAAUUCUUUAUUAAAGUAUUCUGCAGAGAGUUAUUGCCUGAAAAGCUUCACGGUCGGACUUCUCGUCUCGCAGCAAAAAGGUUAUGGGUUCAAGCCCAUCGGCCUGUUCAGGAUGUACCCUUCCACUCACCUUAUGAUAGCUGACAUAGGCCCCAGUUAUAGGCACAGUUUAUUCUGGCUGUCAGUGGAAGUGAAUGGUUGUGACUCAUUUUAUUUGGCGUGCGAAACAAAUUCAUCUUCGCAGCAGUAUCAGAAAAUGGCUUAGGAGGAUAUGUUUCAUUUAUCUCACACUUACUUUUUCUCACUCUUCACAUCAGUUUCCAAACUGUCAGCUCAAAGGUUGCAAUCAAACAUCAGAGAAAAAAAUCUAUGUUGCGUUUUAGCUUAAUGCAUUCUCGGUUAUUUAAUGCUAAAAAUUAGGCUAAAUGAGCAAUUCUUUUAACACCAAAGUCUUGUUUUGUAGUGCCUAAAGCGCCUUGAGGUGACUGUGGUUAUGAUUUGGCGCCACUGGACCCAUUCUCACUUUAGAAAGAAUGAGCUUUGAUUGUGUACAAAUACCUUUUAUGCAUUUGUACACAAAUACAAAUAAAAGGUAAAAAGU
Messenger RNA from Oreochromis aureus, 3458 nucleotides. It is a transcript of the gene stac, whose product is annotated as SH3 and cysteine rich domain. The coding region runs from base 341 to 1648 and encodes 435 amino acids. NCBI's taxonomy places the organism in Eukaryota, Metazoa, Chordata, Actinopteri, Cichliformes, Cichlidae. Gene Ontology annotation, biological process: positive regulation of protein localization to plasma membrane; skeletal muscle contraction; positive regulation of voltage-gated calcium channel activity. Gene Ontology annotation, molecular function: transmembrane transporter binding. Gene Ontology annotation, cellular component: extrinsic component of cytoplasmic side of plasma membrane. The record is from RefSeq and is a predicted model, not a curated record. The transcript has 11 exons.